Messenger RNA from Branchiostoma floridae (Florida lancelet), 2245 nucleotides. RefSeq lists its product as uncharacterized. The transcript has 3 exons. NCBI's taxonomy places the organism in Eukaryota, Metazoa, Chordata, Leptocardii, Amphioxiformes, Branchiostomatidae. Bases 43 to 1212 code for a protein of 389 amino acids. The record is from RefSeq and is a predicted model, not a curated record.
GUGGAUUAUUUCUUUCAGGUUGAUCCACAAAGGGCUGAGGACAUGGACUUUUCGCACCCUAAACAUGGAGUCCAGAUCAAGAAGGCGCGCCGGAAGCCGCAGUGUGAUGUGCCACCACUCAGUGAAGAAGAGGCCGCUUCUGCUUUCUCACAACUGAGGAAGCUGUGUCCCACUGCCAGUGCUGUCAUUAGAGAGGAGGAGGACACAGACACAGCAUCAGAAGAUGAGUCAGAUGUCAACACAGAGACGCUUCCCCCUGUGGUAUACAGGUCUUGUCAUCCAGCCAAAGUCCCUGUUACUAGUGUUAGUGUAGACAGCAUCCUUGAGGAUGUUCGGUGCAACCCCGAGCAAAUCACAAACCUCAACAAAGCUACAGUGGGGCAGUCCAAGUCUGCUUUAUGGCGUCAGCAACGCAAGGGUCGUGUGACUUCUACAUCCAUGCAUGAUGUCCUUCAUGCAUCAAACCCCACCACUGCAGUACGGAAGGUCAUGCAAUAUGACUGCAAGGAUUUGAGCCAAGUUCCAGCUAUACAAUGGGGGAUGAAACAGGAGGAGAAGGCAAGGCAACAGUACCUGGAAGCUACCUUGUGCAUCUGCAAGGAUGUGAAAUUGGAGGAAGUGGGGCUCAUUCUCUACAAGGAUUUUCCCUUCAUAGGUGCAUCUCCUGAUGGGAUGAGACAGUGUUCAUGCCAUGGAAGAACUGUGAUUGAGAUCAAGUGCCCAUACAAGUACAGGGACAUCUAUCCUGCUGCAGAUCUGUGUCUAUCAGAUGCCAACUACUGUUUAGAUAAGGAUUGUAAGCUAAAGACAGGGCACAGAUAUUACACCCAAGUCCAGACACAUAUGCUGGUUACCGGUGUCUCAACAUGUGAUUUUGUAGUGUGGACUAAUGCAGGCAUGGUUGUAGUAAAUGUUCCAAGGGACCAGUCACUGUUAAAUGUAAUGUUGUCUACAUGUGUCCAGUUUGUAAAGUCCAGUCUUAUCCCUGAGAUACUGACCCACAAGUUACAGUGUGGAGACUCUGGAGUAGAUGUGACUUUCCAGGAAGAUGAUGACCCAAACAAACGUUACUGUUCUUGUCAGAAACCAGCAUAUGGUAGGAUGGUAAAGUGUGAUAACAAUGAAUGUGAGUCAGAAUGGUUCCAUUACAAAUGUGUUGGCAUCAAGAGAAAACCAAGGGGCCAUUGGUUCUGUCCCAGUUGUCAAUGCUAAAUCCUACUGGACAGUUUGAAAUACUAAAAAUACUAGUAUAACAAUAGAAGGCAUUUUACAGUUUUAUGUCAUGUUUUAAAAAACUAAUGUAAAACAAGUAAGAAUUGUACUUUGUGGUAUACUUAUUAUAUUGUAGUGGGCUUCCCAAAAAUUUGUUUUGUGUCCCUUUAACAUUUUACCUUCAAUCUCAGUAUUUUGAUAUACAGAAAAGGCCAGCUCGUGCAGACAACAUUGCCAUUAAAAAUUACUUGAUUAGCUUUGGAAGUAAGUUUGUAAGAGCCGCACAGAUAACAACACUGUCACUGAGUAGAGGGGCAAAUGUUAAUGGACAGAUUUGGCUGAGAAUUUGGAAGUUCUUGAUUCUUUCAAUUGCACGUUCUACAUGAAUUCUUAGAGCUGAUAUCUGUCUGGCAUCUUGGACGAUACGCCCCGGGAGUUGUGGCCUUCCUGUGGUAAAUGGUGGCAUAACUAGUGUUGCUCCUUUCAAGGCAAGUUCCUCAGAAAUGGUGAAUCCCCGAUCUGCCAUAAUCAUAUCACCAUAUUCCACUUUGUUAUAGAAACGACUUUUUAGCGUAAUGUCUUUAUCAGAAAUUCUUCCACCCCAGGAACUGGACAGAAAUGACACUGCUCCAUAAGGUGUAAUACCUACCAGAAAUUUGAACGUAUGAUGGUGUUUGUAGUUACUCCAGGUCUUUGCUCGGGUCUUUAAAUUGUAUGGCCUCUCAGUGAAAAUCUCUGAGCAAUCAAUGAUGACUCUACAGUUUGAGUAUUUUUUUUUCCGAAAUUUUUUGGGAAGAUUGCGCUUUACGGUUUCCUUGGACGGCCAAUGAAUCAGGAACUUUAGUCGGACAGCUAAGAUUGGAAUACAACGGUUUAUGACUUUUGAAACUGUGGAGGCAGAAACACUAAAUCUCAAAGCUAGAUCAGCAUUUUUGAGGCCUAGUCUCAACUUCAUGAGAGUCAUGAGUAUUUGAUCCUGCUGACACAUGGACUUUAGAGGAGCAAUGAAAUCACUAACAAGUCUAAACACAAA